AUGCAAUCGGAUAAUACAAUACACUGGUUUCCCGUACACUCAUACAGAAGAAUAGCAACAACGACAAUAACAAUGAUUGAAACGUCAAUAGACAGUAUACCCAAUAUAUUUCAAGAUCUUCGCGCAUCAUUUAAUGCGGGCAAAACAAAAUCAUUAGCAUGGCGUAAAAAACAACUCGAACAAUUAUUUAAAAUGUGUGAUGAACAAAAGGAAGUUUUUGCUUCAGCAGCAUAUGCUGAUUUUCAUCGACCAACUGCAGAAACACUUUUAUUUGAUUGUGGUGUCAUUCGUAACGAAUGUAUUCAUGUUCUUAAUCAUAUCGAUGAAUGGGCACGUGAUGAAUCUCGUUCAGAUUCAUUAGCAUAUGCUACAAUGGAUAAAUAUAUUCAUCCUGAACCAUUUGGUAUUUGUUUAAUUAUUGGAGCAUGGAAUUAUCCAUUUUUGUUAACAUUAUCACCAUUAGUUGGUGCAAUAGCUGCUGGUAAUUGUGUUGUUCUUAAGCCAUCAGAAUUAGCACCGAAUUCAGCUGCUAUUACUGCAACCAUGGUCGAACGUUACCUUGACCCAUCCUGUAUUCGUGUUGUACUCGGUGCUGUUGAUCAAACUCAAACAUUACUUAAAGGUGACAUUAAUCAUAUAUUUUAUACUGGUUCAACAUCAGUUGGUAAACUCAUCAUGAAAGCAGCCGCAGAAAAAAUGGUACCUGUGAUACUUGAAUGUGGUGGUAAAAGUCCAGUUUAUAUUGCUGAUGAUGCUAAUAUUGCAGUUACUGCUAAACGUAUUGCAUGGGGAAAGACAAUUAAUUGUGGGCAAACAUGUGUUGCACCUGAUUAUAUUCUCUGUUCGAAAACAACAGAAAGUCGUCUUAUACCAGAGAUAGUCAAAGCUUGGCAAUCAUUUUACACCGACAAUCCAUCGAAUUCUGAUUCUUAUUGUCAUAUUGUUAAUGAUCGUCAUUUUGAACGUGUAAAAAGAUUAAUCGAUUCAACAAAAGUUGUUUAUGGUGGUCAAACAGAUGCUAAACAAAACUUUAUUGAACCAACAAUUAUGACAAAUGUCAAUGGAAACGAUAAAGUCAUGCAAGAAGAAAUCUUCGGACCCAUUCUUCCAAUCGUAACAGUGAAUAAUGAAAAUGAAGCUAUUGAAUUUAUUAAUGCUCGGCCAAAACCAUUAGCUCUUUAUGUAUUUACAUCGAAUAAUAAUUUAGCUAAAACUAUUAUUAAUUCAACAAGUUCUGGUUCAACUUGUGUCAAUGAUGUUAUCUUUCAAAUAGCUCCACCAUGUUUACCAUUUGGUGGUGUCGGUGAAAGUGGUAUCGGAAAUUAUCAUGGCAAAAAUUCAUUUGAUGCAUUCAGUCAUUCACGUUCAGUUGCUUAUUCGCCUACAUGGGCAGAACGUCUUAUUGCUAAACGUAACCCACCGUAUACGCAGAAAAAAACAGCUAGCUUAGAAUCACUUACAAAGGGUCAUAGAAAUUGGUUACCAAUACCUCGACUUGGUUUCUGGUUUUGGGCAUUUGCUGCUUUGGCUACAGCAAUCGCAACACGUGUCAUUACUCGUGGCAUCAAAAAUAACAUAUGGGACCUUUAA
This is a messenger RNA of Rotaria socialis, 1590 nucleotides long. NCBI's taxonomy places the organism in Eukaryota, Metazoa, Rotifera, Eurotatoria, Philodinida, Philodinidae. The record is from the annotation of a GenBank genome assembly.